Molecule: messenger RNA, 1005 nt
Organism: Solanum verrucosum
Lineage: Eukaryota; Viridiplantae; Streptophyta; Magnoliopsida; Solanales; Solanaceae
Product: nitrogen regulatory protein P-II homolog
Exons: 8
Coding region: 114-713 (199 amino acids)
Biological process (GO): regulation of nitrogen utilization
Cellular component (GO): cytosol; chloroplast thylakoid
Molecular function (GO): ATP binding; enzyme regulator activity
Source: RefSeq, a predicted model, not a curated record
AAGAGAAAAGGUAAAGAAUCCAAAUUAUUCAGUAAUGGCGUCACUUCACUUCACUAUUUUUAAGGGCAUAGAAUUCAUCGAUUGCCAGCUUUCUCUUCUGCAACUCAACGCCAAUGGCUUCUCCCUCGCUUUCAAAAUCCAAUUUCUCCCUUCACUCCUUUUCUUCUUCUCCACCCUUGUCACAAUUCCCUCAUUUCACUUCCAUCACCGUUGUUCAACCCAAGUUCUUCCCUUCGCAGCUCACCGUCAAACGCUGUCAAAAUGCUCCUUCUUUCCCGAUUAUCAGAGCUCAAACCUCUCCAGAUUUCGUCCCCGAUGCGAAAUUUUACAAAGUCGAAGCAAUUCUUAGACCUUGGAGAAUUCAACAGGUUUCUUCGGCACUACUGAAAAUGGGCAUUCGUGGUGUCACUGUUUCGGAUGUUCGUGGUUUUGGCGCCCAAGGGGGCUUGACUGAGAGGCAAGCUGGCUCUGAAUUCUCUGAAGACACGUUUGUUGCAAAAGUAAAAAUGGAGAUUGUUGUCAGCAAAGACCAGGUUGAGGGAGUCAUUGCCAAGAUAAUUGAAGAGGCAAGAACUGGUGAAAUAGGUGAUGGAAAGAUAUUCUUGACUCCCAUCUCUGAUGUAAUAAGAGUUCGCACUGGAGAACGGGGAGAAAAGGCAGAGAGGAUGAUGGGAGGGCAUGCUGAUAUGUCCUCUGCAUUAUCAACUUCUUGAGCGGCAAUGCCUCUAUCUUGAAGUUGAAAGGUUUAAUCAUCUUUAGUUGUGUGCAGUCAAGUAGGGAAUAAAAUAAACAAGUUGUAGACUUACCCUGUACCUGUGGUUUCAGUAGCCAAUUUCCAGAAAAGUCGUAGCUUAGCAGCCAUUUCGUAUUUGAACUCUUCAGCACAAUUGCGGUAACUUUGCUUCCCCUGUUUUGGCUGAAGUUGUGCUGUAAUAUGUUGGUUGAUCACUGUGGAUAUUGAAUGAUAAGCUAUUCAAGCAAUUUCCUAAACGAGCCGUUAAUAUA